This is a messenger RNA of Ambispora gerdemannii, 1083 nucleotides long. NCBI's taxonomy places the organism in Eukaryota, Fungi, Glomeromycota, Glomeromycetes, Archaeosporales, Ambisporaceae. The record is from the annotation of a GenBank genome assembly.
AUGCCAUCAUCUCUUCUCACGAAUACUGCCUCUUAUUUAGGCAUGGCUUCGGUGGGUUUACUUCUAUUACCCAUGCAAUGGACAAAUAUAAUACGUCGUAAACCUAGUUCUCCUGGAACAGAAAUUGACAUGGUUGCCAUGGGUGCAGGCCAGAAUACCAAGGAUUAUAGUUUAUUACCUGAUGACGACGAGGAUCUUGAAAAUGAUCAUGAUGUUAUCGAUCGCUCUGUUAAUGAAACACAACAUGACGUAAACUAUAAAUCGAUUAUUAGGAUCUCAUCAUUGGACGUAUGCGCCAACUUUUUAUUAACAAUUGGAUUUUUUUAUAUUGGGAGUGGAAUGUUUCAAGUGAUUUAUAGUUCAGUUGUUGUAUGGUGCGCGAUACUCUCUUUCUUUUUCCUUCAACGAAAAAUUUCGUUGGUGCAAUGGUUUUGUAUUAUUGGUGUAUCUUUUGGAUUGGGUAUCAGUGCAGUUGGUAUCGAAAGUAGUGAUCAAGGAGAACAUAAAGCUCCACCACCGACUACGACAACAUCUGGACCAGUAUUACUUCAUUCAUUUAAUUUAUCAUCGACUGGAUUUGGAACGAUGCUCACGUUCGUCGCCACAUUUUUAUAUUCUUGCGUCUACGUAUUAUCCGACAAGAUUCUAUCAACCAAAAAUCAUCCAAACAUAAAUCCACCAUCACCGGAAAAAACAUGUUUUCUUGUUGGAAGUUGCUGCAGUUCGUUCUCGUUAGUCUAUCUACUUGUUUACACAAUUCCGAAUUGGGACAAACUGGUGAUGCAAGAAAUGAUCACGAAAAAAUCGGAUAUUACAACGCCGGUGAUUAUCAUAAUUUAUAUACUUUUGAUUUUUGCCGCUUUUAUUCAUAAUUUCGCGUAUUUUUCUCUGAUGCAAUCCACCGGGAAUAUUUCGACGGGGUUAUUGAAUUCGCUGAGAGCGAUUGUGGUGUUUGGAUUAAGUCAUUUGUUGUUUUGUAAGAUUGAUCCAGGUCAAUGUUUUAAUAUUUGGAAAGGGUGGAGCGCGUUAGUUGUUAUUGGGUGUGUUACUGUGUUCUCAGUAAGUAAAGCGAGAGAGAAGUGA